AGCCACCAACCCCUUCACAGGUGACACCCCGUUCCCCACCCCAGCAUCCUGGUAUAAAACCCUCUUGCUCUGGGUGCUGCAGGGCAGCCUGGGCUGCGAGGAGGAGGAGGAGGAAGCCAUGGAGAGCAGUGUGAAGCAGGUGGUGGUUGAAGAGCCGCUGGACCCGGAGAAAGGCUGCUGCAAGCCAGGAUGCUGCUGCUGGCCCUGCGCCCUUUGCUGCUCCAAAUGCUGCUUGCCCCGCUGCUGCAAAUGCCCCAGUUGCUGCGGUUGCCACGGCUGUGGCAGCUGCGGCGGCUGCAUCAAGCGGUCGCUCUGCUUCGUCCCCCGCCUGCUCUGCUACCUGCCCCGCAAGCUCCUGGGCUGCACCCACCACCUCAAGUGCCUCCUCAUCACGGUGGUGGUGGUGGUCCUGCUGGUGGUCAUCAUCGCCGGCGCCCUGCUGAUGUGGCUGCGCGCUGACCAGCAGCACGCCGAUGCCGUCCUGUGGAUGGGGAUGAUGAGGGGACCAGCCUGGGAAGAGGAUGCGGCCACUUUCUACCUGGAUAAUGGGGAUGGAAACCCGGCCACGGUCAUCUAUGACUACAAGAAUCUGCUGGUGAGCUACAGAUCCCAGCUCCACCGCGCCUGCUACAUCACCCGCGUGGACAAGGACAACAUCCCGGGGCUGGAUGCCAUCGCCGAGAGCUUCCAGCGCCGGCAGGCUGAGGAGAAACUCGCUUUGCCCCUGGCUGAUCGCUCCUUCCUGGGUACCACUACCAGCAUCCUCUGCAGCAUCGUCCCCGUCUACUGGGCUUAGCCUUGCUGGGGGGGUACAAAGGGUCCCACUGCACAUGGGGGGCGAACAGGGGAGCAGCAGGGACCCCCACCCACCCAGCAGCACCCUCAAAGUGCCAAGUUUGCCUCGCAGCACCCCCAAAAGCCACAGCGUUGCCGCGUCCCCUCCAGCAGCGUCACCGAUAUCUCCGCAGCCGCCCCCGCCAGCAGCCCCCAACCCACCCCAAUUUUGGGGCCGUGGGGCUGAGUUGGGGGCUGUGGGGUGGGGAUGUGGCGCUGGGGGGGCUCUGCUUUGCUGUGUCCCUGCUGCGAGCCGGUGCCGGGGCGCUGGAGGCGGUGGGUGGGUGGCUGCUUGGGCGAGCGCUGCGCUGCGCCGGGGGGACAGCUGGUUUGUCACUUAAGUCUUCUCAGCUUCGCCAAACCGAAGUGCAAAAAUGAGCUUAAAAAGAAAAAACACAUGACAUUUAAAGAAACAAAAUUCUCCGUUCCGUUUCUUCGUUCCCCGCUCCUGCCUUCAUUUGCCUUGAAAAUGGUUUUAGGGGCUCUGAGCAGCUUUUAGGUGAAUUUCUGUCACAGCCACAGCUUGGGGACAUGCGGAAGGAACCCCCUGAGCAUCUCUUGGCACCAGGGCAUGGGAUUGACCCAAACUGCCCCGUUCCCCCUGCCAGAGCCAUCGCUGCCCUGGAAAAUGGAUCUGUCCUGGAAAAUGGAUCUGUGCCCUGCACAACUGAAUAAAGGAGAAGGGGAAGAACCA
This is a messenger RNA of Columba livia (rock pigeon), 1528 nucleotides long. Its product is annotated as pulmonary surfactant-associated protein C-like. The coding region runs from base 119 to 796 and encodes 225 amino acids. NCBI's taxonomy places the organism in Eukaryota, Metazoa, Chordata, Aves, Columbiformes, Columbidae. The record is from RefSeq and is a predicted model, not a curated record. Gene Ontology annotation, cellular component: alveolar lamellar body; extracellular region. Gene Ontology annotation, biological process: respiratory gaseous exchange by respiratory system. The transcript is spliced from 5 exons.